AUGAUACAAAGGUCACUGUUGCACUGUAGGUACUGGCGAUGUAACAUAGUUGGUGCACCUAGUGGAAAACUUGUUGGAAAGACCAUAGCCAUGAAGGACACCAUUUCUGUAGCAGGAAUACCCAUGAUGUGCGGGUCACAUCUGUUGGAAGGCUACAUCCCAGAUCAUGAUGCAACUGUGGUAUCCAGGAUAUUGGAUGCUGGUGGGACAAUCACCGGUAAAGCAGUGUGUGAGGAGUGGUGUUUCACUGCGACCAGCUGUACUUCAUUCACAGGUCCUGUGGUCAAUCCUCAUGAUGAAAAAAGAAUGGCAUUUGGAUCCUCAUCUGGUUGUGCGGCACUGGUAAGUGUCAUUGUUAGUAUAUAUUUUUUAGCCCAUCUGUUUUGUCCCAGGUGAGUAAAAUAUAUAUUUUUGUUAAGGGUGCUUUUGAGACCAAUUUGGGAUCUAGCUUCAAGUCCUUCUAGAAAAAAAGGAAGUUGUGUUUUGAAAAGUGGAGGAAUUAUCUGUACCAUCUUUGAUGUUAGAAUAAAAAUCAGUAUUAUUGACAGGUCGCUGGAGGUAAAGUGGACGUGGCUAUGGGCGGUGAUCAAGGAGGUUCAAUAAGAAUACCUGCCGCUGCCUGUGGUAUUGUUGGAUUGAAGCCAACGUAUGGGCUAGUGCCGUACACAGGGAUAAUCCCAGUGCACACUUGCUUGGAUCACACAGGACCGAUGGCAAGAACUGUGAAAGAUGUGGCUUUACUUUUAGAGGUAAACUAGAAACUUCCCUCAAGUAACAUUCUUGCAAAUAUCUUAGUAAGAAAAUUUUUUUAUGCUUGUGUUAGAGGUGUGUGUUCUAGUGUUUAAUUACAAGAAGCCUUUUACCUAGUUUUUGUUUUCAAAUUGCUUUUUAGAGGCAACGACAACUUCACGACUUUAUCAGGACGAAGUUGAGUAAUUUCAGACAUACAUUACACAGAAAGAAAUAUUACUUUAGAUUGUUCACACAGAAAAAUGAGCUAUCAGCCUUCACAGAGCGCAUCAAGCCAAUCAAUGCCUUAGGGACCGUUCAUUUUUUCUGGGGUAGGGGGCGCUGGUGGGAUUUGGAGGAGUGUAAUUUGAAAAUUGUAUGACCUCCCCCCAAUUUCCGAUUUUUUUUGCAUGGUGUCCCCCCCCCUCAUCAGAGUAAUUUUUUGGAAGCCCCCCCCCCCCAUGAAUAAAAAAAUACAUAAGGUAUUAAAAAAGUUACUGCAUUAAAAUUUCGUUUUGUUACAUUUCACGUAAUUUAGUGAAAGAAAGCUGAAAGCUAGAAAGCUGUUUUUAACAAAUCCUCACUCAAAAGAAUGAAAAGUCAAUUUCAGCUCUUCUUGUUACUGCUCGUCGUGAGCGUGUUGUAGCUGGCCGCUCGUCUACAUAUUCCUCGUCUGAGGCGAUAAAAGCAAGAACGACAUCAUUUGAGUCGUCUUCAGAGUCAGGGGCAUCACUCUUGUAAUCAUCAUCAGUUUCUUCUCCCUCACUGCUUUCACCACUGCUGUCUAGUUGACCUGAUUCAUUGCUGCCUCUCACUUCGGCUUGACCUGUUCUGAGAGUAUUCAUCUGCAGGAAGUAUCCCAUAAUUGUCUUCACUUUGUCAUUCUUGCUGCUCUUCUGGCGCUGUUUUAAUAGCCCAUGAUGUUGUAAGUAUUUGUUCAAUUCUGGCACACGGAGCUUUUUUAGCUUGGCGGCAUCUUCGCACAAAGUAGCCCAAUGAUAAUCAUCAUAGGACUUUUCUCUUGUCUCCCUACUUUCCCUUGCCCUUUCCGCCAGUCUCUUCUUUUUUUUUAAACUCUAUGACCUCAAGAUGCUGGAGAUAGUCAACCACAAACUUUGGUUUCACAAUGAAUUUGUCUCCAAAUCUAGCUACGCUCUCUGGGUCAGACAAAACUACGCUACCACUGGCAUGUGCCUUUUUCAACUGGACUCUUGGUUGCCAAUCAGUCAAAGGGCAGAAAACGCAAACGGUUUGAAAACAACGUCCUACGCGUGUAUCAUAUCUGCGUUGCAAAUCCCCUUGCAAAAGAGCUUCCCAAUUGUCUUCUUUAUCCUCCCUCCAUGACAAUUCCGGAAGCGUGCAUAAACGUUGAAGAUGUGGCAGCAUUGUUGCUAACACGGGAUGCAGCAUUCAUCGCUCACCUACUGCAAUCAAGCUACUUCAGCAACGCGGCACAAAGCAGGCUUAUUACCAACCUUAAGCCAGAAGUAAGAAACAGGAUGUAUUGCUUCCUGCAUCCUGAAGAUUAUAGCUCAAACGUCGGAGACACGAACAAAGAGGAAGAAGAAAACGACGAAGAAGAGGAAGAAGAGGAAGACAACGAAGAAGAACAGGAGGAAGAAGAAGAGGAACACAGCGACGACGAGAUCGAAGAGAACGUCGAAAAUGAGGAAGGGGACAACUCGUAGUAGUUUCAUGCCCCUCCCAUUAAAUUUCUCAGAGAAAAGCUCUGGUAACGAGGUCAGUUCCAAUUCAGGACUCAAAUUAUUGGUUUUAAUUAUAUGAGCUUGACAACAACAUUUUUAUGAAUGAAAAGAAAGUUGUUGCUAUUCAAGACUGUUAUUAUGGUAUGUUCACUGUCCUAAUAAAAUAUAAAAGCUGUUGAGAAGUUUUCUUGUUACCCUGGAACUGUUUUAGCAUAUUUGUUAUAAAUAAAAGAGCACAAUUUUUCUUCCAUUUGUAAACAUCUCUUAUCCUAUUUUUAAUCUAAUUUUUUCGUCCGACCCCCCCCCCCCUUUCCUUCAUUUUUUUUCGGCUGGCCCCCCCUUUCAAGCCAAUUUUUUUCAAGUGCCUCCCCCCCCCAAAUCCCACCAGCCCCCCCUCUCUCAUAAAAAAUGAACGGUCCCUUAGCACUGAGAGUUGUUUGUCAAAGCAUAUAUGCAAGUGUAGCAAGAGUCCUUAGACAUUUGAAUGCUUGCUUUGUGAUUUGAUUCAUUAAGGUGGUUGCAGGAUCGGAUGGAGACUUGGAUCUAAGGCAACCACGUGAUCUCAGCACCCCUGCCAUGUACACCAGCUCUGUAAGUACAAUAGUUCAGGUUUCCCCACCCUUCCUAGGGUUUGAACAUUUUUAGACAGCUGAACAAUGCUUAUUAAAUGAAACACUGAGCUAGUCAACAAAACGAGUUAAGAAAUCUAACCUCGGCUAGCUCAUUCCACCAGCGUCCAAGCUGUUUGACACAAAAUAGCAAGGGGACUUUUCACUCCAGAGAACACAACUUUCACCAAACAAGUUCAUCCUCUUCAAAGUCUCACUUUUUGAUUUGCUUUUCCUCACUGUCAUACAUGUAAGCCAAACUAAUUCUCUGUCUCCCCUUAAACCUCUACAGCUCACAGGUAACAUUUCUGGUCUGCGUAUCGGACUGCUAAAGGAGGGAUUCCACAUGCCGGAUGCCGACGUGAAGAUUAUGACAACGGUGAAAGACGCCGUUGAUCGUUUGUCAUCUCUGGGUGCCACUGUUGGACAGGUGUCAGUACCAAUGCAUUUUGAUGGUAGGCUGUAGCCUUUGAUAUGUAAACCGAGCAAUAUUAAUUAUAUCCCGAAGACCACACGACCGCUGGACUUUUUAUUAAGGUGGAUCUCCACUGGCGCAUAAUUUAUACGUGGGUACGCACGUAAAUUUUAGGCGCGUAAAUGGUUGAGCGAGGUUCAAGUUUUACGUUUACACGUGACCUUUCAUACAUUGCGUCUAUUUUAUUUGCGCGCGUCAAAAUUACACCACAGUGGAAAUCCACCCUAAGGAUUGCGCAUUCAUCUGUGACAUACUAUAACAAGGGCGCAUACCUUGGAAUGUUAAUUCAACUCCCAUGUGCGCUCCGCUUAUCACCGCAUUUUUACCGACCUGUUCGCAUUUAGUUCAAUUUUACGGCAUAUUAAGGCUAUCGUGGGGGUCCCACAAACUUGACAGCAAGGAAGCCAAGCCAGGAAAUUGUAUAUUGUUCACAUUUUUAUGGUUUUACAUCAACAGAUUCGCAUACAAAUGGGCCUCUUCUAUUUUAACGUGAAAAUAAAACUGUAAACUGUUCUGUACAAACGCCGAAUGAAAGCUGUUCGCUCUGGGCAAUGUGAACUUCUGGAUGCAACCUUCUUCUUGACAGACAAAGUUUUAUCUCUCUCUUUUAAUUCUUGUACCAAUCCCAAGCCAUUAAUAACAAUGGAAAAGCAGAGGGGAGUGACUUUUCGGUUUUUUUGUUUUAUGUUUUUUUUUUCGUUUUAUCAUGGGUUGCUUGGUCGUUUAUUGUUCUUUGAUUUACCACUUGGUGUGAAUUCUGCUCUUUUGAUUCGUUGACAGGGAUUAGAGUAUGUGACGCGCUUUGCAUGGAAGGGGGUUAUAGACUACUUAGUGGUGAGUGUAAUAUGCAGCUUAUUGGACGGACUACACAGAUUAUAACCGUGGAUAUUUUAUAUGGUUUGCCUAUAUAUCCAGCUGUUUUGUUUUGGGGCUAGGUUUCUUCGUUCAUUGCAUGAUUUCCCAACUAACUCUGAUACAGCUGAAAAGCGCCUCUAAAAAACAGGCAGAAAUACUGAUCUCCUGUCUUACACUAUAGAGAGCUAGAAAGGUUAUAUAUCCUAACCAAUUUGCGCCACAGAACAGGCUGAUUUUUGGCAAGUGAACAUUUUUCACCGCGUUCUUUCUGGAUAUACCAACCAAUCUCAUAAUUUCACAAAUUUAGUUUUUGUGACGUCAUCACUUUUCUUCUCCAUUUAUUUGGUCUUAAAGGGUCUAAUUCAGAAGCCAAGGGCUUUGUCGACACCAGUCUUCAAGCAGCCAUUGGUCGUGGUUUCACAACCCGUGGGAAAGAUCUGGGUCCUGUUGGGAAAUUAACCAUGAUACUUGGUGCACUUUUACAUGACGAUAGUCAUGGGGUAUUUCAUGGAAAGGCGAUCAACUUAGCACGCAAAUUGUAUGAAGAGUACGACAAAGCUUUGAAAUUCCACGAUGUUCUUAUUAUGCCAACAAUCAUUAACAAGCCGCCAAAAGUCCCAGACUCUGGUGAAGUGAAUUUUGGUAAGUAACUGUAGUGGAUGGUCCUCACUUAAUUUUGAUGGGAGCGUGCGGGGAAGUGUUUUGGACAAGCAGGAGCCCAUCACCCGGAGAGAGCAACUCCCAUACUAGGCCUGUGUCACGACGUUUUCAAGGGCUGGUUUAAUUUUAGAUACAUUUUAGCGCACUUUUCUCCGCAAAAAUGGAAGCUCCGUUCCAUCUAUGAGCACAUUUGAAAGAUAACAUAUGGGAAAGAAAAACUAAACGGAAAACUAAAACGUCCUUUUCAGCGCCGUAGGUUGUGCUGACUGGUUCGUGGGACUAGAAUGUUCUAAAUUCGCGUCAAAAUCGUUCUAAAAAUAAACUGACCAGUGAAAACGCCGUGACACAAGUACAUGGAAGUCGCUUGCUCCGGAUUAUUGUCUCCUGGGGCAAGUUAAUAAAUAAUAAAACAAUAAUAAUGACUUUGUAGAAGGCUUAUCCACCGAGUAGUUCCUCGUCUAGUUUGUCCCUAUAUCGCUGUCUGUAAGACGGACACCGUCCAGACAAGCACUGAGUGUCCCUCUAGGAGAGGUGCUUUGUAGAGCGAAUUCAAAGAAAAUGACUGAAGAACGGCAGGGUCCAACUCUAGGGGUCGGUUAUUUAAACGAAGUCCAACUUAGACUGCGGUUUAGGAAAUCUUUGGACCUCCAGAACUCUUCCUUACUGGGUAAUUUUAAAAGGACAAAUGCUUUUCAAGUCUACGCCAUAUGCUUUCAUGAACUGUUCACGAAACAUGGCGUUUACAUAAAAGCGUUCGGCGAACUGAAAAUUGCUUAGAACACAGUUUUGUUAAACACUGGCUAAACUCCGUUUAAAUAACUGGCCCUAGGUGUUCGGCGUAGAGAGAGAUGUCCACUUUGAAGAAAGUCAUAUAAAAGGAAAUGACUGAAGAAUGGAAGGGACCAACUCUAGGUUUUCUGUUACUUAUAGAGAGUCAAAGAAAAGGAGAGGGACUCGAGGUGUCCAUUAAUAGAGAAUUGACAGCAUGUACUGAUUUUGAUUAUAUUCCAUACUUAGGAAACGCUUUUAAUUUCUGCGAGAACACUGGUCCAUUUAACGUGACAGGGCACCCAGCUCUUACAAUCAACGCAGGAUUCAGCGAUGGUUUGCCUGUGGGAAUGAUGAUUGUGGGGAGAACGUUUGAUGAAGCCACUGUUCUUAAUGUGGCCUUUUCGUAUGAGAGGUUGAGGGACACUAGCUAA
Molecule: messenger RNA, 6235 nt
Organism: Porites lobata
Lineage: Eukaryota; Metazoa; Cnidaria; Anthozoa; Scleractinia; Poritidae
Source: the annotation of a GenBank genome assembly